Orussus abietinus is the source of this 6726-nucleotide messenger RNA. RefSeq names its product multidrug resistance-associated protein 1 (gene MRP). Lineage: Eukaryota; Metazoa; Arthropoda; Insecta; Hymenoptera; Orussidae. The record is from RefSeq and is a predicted model, not a curated record. The transcript has 21 exons. Gene Ontology annotation, cellular component: membrane. Gene Ontology annotation, molecular function: ATP hydrolysis activity; ABC-type transporter activity; ATP binding. The coding region runs from base 181 to 4782 and encodes 1533 amino acids. Gene Ontology annotation, biological process: transmembrane transport.
ACGAUCUCACUCGGCCGCGACCAACGACGGUCGGAAUCGGAUCGAGGCCGCGAGUGCAUGCGCGCGCGACUCGUUCUGACUCGUUCACCGAGUACGGUGUCUCGCGCGUUCGAAUUCACUCGGACUCGCUGAACCUCGGCGACUGCGUCGAGACAUUCGCCUCGCGACUUAACCUUCAAAAUGGAGAACCACACGAUGGACCAGUUUUGCGGCUCGAGAUUUUGGGACUUAGAUUUGGCUUGGAAUACCGAUGAUCCCGAUCUGACGGAGUGCUUUCAAAAGACAGUUUUAGUAUGGGUUCCUUCUAUAUAUCUUUGGCUCUUCUCGACAGUGGAGGCCUGUUACCUUUUAAACAGCAAGAGGAAAAAUAUUCCGUAUACCUGGAAAUUUAUAGCAAAACUUGUGCUUAACUGUACCUUAAUUGUACUUACGAUCUGCGAUUUAGGAAUGGCAAUAUAUAAUAGUUCGUAUACUGUGGUAUAUGACGUUGAUUACUACACGCCAUUGAUAAAGAUAUUUACUUUCAUUUUGGCUGCUGUGAUAUUGGUUUAUAACCGGAAAUAUGGCAUGCGUACUUCAGGACUUCUUUUUCAAUUCUGGUUCCUACUAGUUGUGUUCGGUGUUGUUCAAUUUAGGAGCUCACUGAGGAAAUAUUACUCGACCGAGUCAUCGUAUUCUUUUGUUUCAUACAUGAUUUAUUAUCCUGUGAUACUGGUUCUACUCCUUUUGAAUUUCUUGGUCGACGCCGAACCUCGAUAUUCCGAGUUUCCACAAGGCGAGCGACCAUGUCCAGAACAAAGUUCCUCAUUUCCAUCUAGAGUUUUAUUUGCCUGGUUUGAUGCAAUGGCAUGGAAAGGUUCCAGGAAACCUUUGGAAACUACCGAUUUGUGGUCCAUGAAUCCGGAGGAUACUGCCAGUGAAAUUGUGCCAAAAUUUGACAAAUAUUGGAACAAGAGUGUGAAAGCUGCCGAAAUUGUUCAGGGUACAAAGGCCUCAUUCAGGAAGUCAUCGGGCCAGGUAGAUUUCAACGGUGGCCGGAAGAAAAAAGUUGCUUCGGUACUUCCACCUCUGUGCAAAGCAUUCGGACCGACCUUCAUAUUUGGAUCUUUGCUGAAACUCUUUCAAGACAUCUUAACUUUCGUCAGUCCCCAAAUCCUCGAGUUGUUGAUCAACUUCGUGAAUAAUUCCUCGAAGGAGCCGAUAUGGAAAGGCUGCGUUUACGCGGCUCUCCUUCUCCUGACAGCGACGGUGCAGACGCUCAUCCUGUCCCAGUAUUUCGCCAGGAUGUUCCUAGUGGGAUUGAGGAUGCGGACCGCCUUAAUAGCGGCGAUUUAUCGGAAAGCCCUGAGGAUGUCGAACUCCGCUAGAAAAGAGUCAACUGUGGGUGAAAUCGUGAACCUGAUGUCCGUGGACGCGCAACGAUUUAUGGACGUGACCGCCUACGUGAACCUGUUGUGGUCAGCUCCACUGCAGAUAGCCCUCGCACUUUAUUUUCUGUGGCAAACCUUAGGGCCGUCCGUGUUAGCCGGUCUGGCCGUGAUGAUUAUCUUGCUGCCGGUAAAUGCCAUGAUAGCGAGCAAAGGGAGAUCCCUGCAGAUCAGGCAGAUGAAGAGCAAAGACCAGAGAGUCAAACUGAUGAACGAGAUACUUAACGGUAUUAAGGUGUUGAAAUUAUACGCAUGGGAAACGUCCUUCCAGCAGCAAGUAUUAAAAAUCAGGGGUAAGGAGAUUCGAGUGUUAAAGGAAGCAGCCUAUCUGAAUGCCGGAACAAGCUUUAUCUGGUCCUGCGCACCUUUUCUGGUGUCUCUGGUCUCGUUUGCCACCUACGUGCUCGUAGACGAGAAAAACGUUUUGGACAGCACCAAAGCUUUUGUUUCGCUCAGUUUGUUUAACAUCUUAAGAUUCCCCCUUUCCAUGUUGCCAAUGAUGAUCAGCAACAUGGUUCAGGCCGCCGUUUCCAUAAAACGUAUCAACACAUUUAUGAACACCGAAGAGUUGGAUCCCAACAACGUGUUACAUGACUCGUUCGAGGUAAAUCCAUUGAUUAUUGAGAACGGCAACUUCGCCUGGGACUCUGAUUCCAUCGAGAAACCCACACUGAGGAAUAUCAAUCUACAAGUGCAGCAGGGACAACUUGUGGCUGUCGUUGGCACUGUGGGCUCAGGAAAAAGCUCUUUGAUCUCGGCCCUGCUCGGUGAGAUGGAAAAACUGAGUGGUAGAGUCAACACAAAGGGGUCGAUAGCCUACGUCUCUCAGCAGGCCUGGAUCCAGAAUGCGACCUUGCAAGACAACGUCCUCUUCGGGAAACCCCUCGACAAGGCCUUGUACAAUCGAGUUAUCGAGGCGUGCGCACUAGGACCGGAUCUUAAAAUGCUCCCGGCAGGAGACCAGACCGAGAUAGGCGAGAAGGGAAUCAACCUGUCAGGAGGGCAAAAACAGAGAGUCUCGUUAGCCAGAGCAGUCUACAACAACUCGGACAUUUACUUCCUGGACGAUCCCCUGAGCGCCGUCGACGCCCACGUCGGCAAGCACAUCUUCGAGAACGUAAUCGGCUGGAGCGGCCUGCUGAGGAAGAAAACGAGGAUCCUCGUGACGCACAGCAUCGCCUACUUGCCGGAGGUGGACAAUAUCCUCGUGAUUAAGGACGGCGAGAUUACCGAGUGCGGGACGUACAAGCAGCUCCUGGAGAAACGGGGCGCCUUCGCCGAGUUUCUCAUUCAACAUCUACAAGAAGUUAAGCCUGGCGAUGGUUCAAAGACCGAGUUAAACGACAUCAAGCAGCAGCUAGAGUCGACACUUGGGGCGGAAGAGCUCCAGCAGAAAUUGUCAAGAGCUAGGUCAAGAGUCUCCGAGAGCCACAGCGAGUCGGGGUCGUUUACCGACCGAAAGUCGUUAAACGGAUCACUGUGCCGACAACACUCCACGGAUAGUCAAUACUCCGGGAGCCUCGCCCGAGUGAACAGCCUGAAGGAGAAGGAGCUGCUCCAACCGAAGGUCGGGGAGAAGCUGAUAGAGGUGGAGAAAGCCGAAACUGGGAGCGUUAAAUGGCGAGUGUACGCGCACUACCUCAAGUCGAUCGGGUGGUUCCUGUCUAUAUCGACGAUCUUCCUGAACGCCAUCUACCAGGGCUUCAGCAUCGGGUCCAACGUCUGGCUGAGCAAGUGGUCGGACGACAACGAGACCGCGGUGAACGGGACGGCGGACACAUCGAAACGAGAUAUGUAUCUUGGAGUAUACGGUGUUCUCGGUCUGGGCCAAGGGGUGACGAGUUUUCUCUGCGAUUUGGCCCCCCAGCUGGGCUGUUGGCAGGCUGCUCGCGUGAUGCACCUAGUGAUGCUGCGUGGAGUGAUACGCGCCCCGUUGACCUUCUUCGACACGACCCCGAGCGGUCGCAUUAUCUCCAGAUUCGCUAAAGACGUCGACGUUCUGGACACAUCUCUUCCCCAGCAAACGUCCGAUUGCGUCUAUUGCUUGUUCGAGGUUAUAGCGACCCUUGUGGUGAUCAGCAUCAUGACUCCUACGUUCACCCUUGUGAUAUUCCCAUUGGCGUUGGUCAACUACUUCAUCCAGCGAUUUUACGUCGCCACGUCGCGCCAGCUGAAACGCAUGGAGUCCAUAUCCAGGUCUCCCAUAUACUCACACUUUGGUGAAUCGGUGACCGGUGCCCAAACUAUCAGAGCUUUUGGGGUGCAGGAAAGGUUCAUCAAGGAGUCGGAGAGCAGAGUCGACUUCAACCAGGUGUGCUACUAUCCGAGCAUCAUUGCGAACAGGUGGCUUGCCAUCAGGCUGGAGAUGGUCGGCAACAUGAUCAUCUUCUUCGCGGCGCUCUUCGCGGUGUUCAACAGGGAUAACAUGACCGCGGGUAACGUUGGCCUGUCGCUCAGCUACGCCUUACAGAUCACGCAAACCUUGAAUUGGCUGGUGCGCAUGUCCUCGGACGUGGAGACGAAUAUAGUAGCCGUGGAGAGGAUAAAAGAAUACAGCGAAACGACGCAAGAAGCGCCCUGGGAGCUUCCAGAUAAUGCUCCCCCAGAGAACUGGCCUUCUGAAGGUCGCGUUGAGUUCAAUGACGUCCAAGUACGUUACCGAGAGGGCUUGGAACUGGUCCUGAACGGAUUGACCUUCAGGGUCAACGGCGGGGAAAAGGUCGGGAUCGUCGGCAGAACGGGGGCAGGGAAGUCCUCGCUGACCCUCUCGCUCUUUAGGAUCAUCGAAAUGGCCAACGGAAAGAUCCUCAUAGACGACGUCGACGUCUCCAAGCUGGGCCUGCACACCCUGAGAUCAAGACUCACGAUUAUACCCCAGGAUCCCGUCCUGUUCUCCGGAACCCUGAGGCUUAAUCUGGACCCCUUCGACCGUUACUCGGACGACCAGGUCUGGAAAGCCUUGGAGAACGCCCAUCUGAAGGGUUUCAUAAAAGGUUUACCUAGUGGACUCUCGCACGAGGUAUCAGAGGGCGGUGACAAUCUGAGCAUAGGCCAGAGGCAGCUCAUCUGCCUGGCGAGGGCUCUUCUCAGGAAGACGAAGAUCCUCGUCCUGGACGAGGCUACGGCAGCGGUCGACCUGGAGACCGAUGACCUGAUUCAAAGGACCAUCAGGGAAGAGUUCAAGGACUGUACGAUCCUCACGAUAGCGCACAGGCUGAACACGAUCCUGGACUCGGACAGGGUGAUCGUCCUCGACAAGGGACGCAUCGUGGAGUUUGACCCGCCGGAAACGCUCCUGCAGAAAAAGUCGAGCGCUUUCUAUAGCAUGGCCAAGGACGCGGGCAUAGUCGCGUGACCGUAUCCCCUCGAGGGAGAGGUGGCCCCGCAGCCGAGCAGCCACCUCGAGGACGUCGGGGUGCCCGACGAGCGGAGGAACGACGACGCGUCGACGUCGGGCGCGGCACGGUAACGGGAAGCUACUUUGUAUAGUGUACGUGCUUAAGGCCCUCUCGCGUCUUUGCGAGAAACCACACGAACAAAAACGGAGUUUCGUACACGGGACUCUCGAUUCGCGACCAGUCGCCUUGAUUCCGACCUCGGGGUCUUUGCGUCCGGGUCCGCCAACGCUACCUCUCGAACCAGGCCUCGAUUUUAACGGCCAUCUUGGUUAGGAAGCAGCGAAGGGAACGUCGAAGCCAUCUCCUACGAGGCUCCGAGAGACGCCGCGGGGUCGCAGCGACAUGCCUUGCCAACAUCACAUGCUUGAUAUUAAUAUUUAAAGACUUCAUACCGCUCCUCUCGUCAAUCCAGUGUUUCUAUGACGUAGGGGGGAACCGUCGAUAUUAACGUAAGUCGAUAAGGCACGUGGCUGUCGACUUAAACGGCUGUUAUUUCGAUUUGAUACUAGGCACUACGUUGGCCAACCUGCACGCAAGACUGGGGUGUCGUAUUAGGGCUCGUUCACAAUGUCUCGUUGGCGAGCCCUCAAACUACUGCCAUUCUAUCGACUUACUCGACGCGCACGCGAGCUGAAAGGCGCACUUCUAUGUAUGUAUGUACAUAUAUACUCGUGCUCGCAGAGGAGAGUCUCCUCUCUCUCUCUCUCUGCCUGCGAAUUCGGUCCUGUACUACGCGCAGUAUUAUUCGUCGCCCCCCGCAAGUACUUCUCAAGCAACGGGUUCCGUUUACCUCGGUUAGUUACUUAGCAUGGCACUCAACGUUUGUCGCACCCCUUAUUAGAUAUAUCUUGGUUUCGACGCCAAGGGGCCUAUUCCGUAACUCGGGACGACAUGUGUCGUUAUCUUUAGACCGUGUUAUUUCAAUGGACCGACGAUAACUAUAUCUAUCGUUCGGAGCUCAAGAAUAGGCCCACAGUUUUAAGAGGAACGAGGUAGACGACGGGUCGUCAAAUUUUCACUUUGUCGGCUCUACACCUUACUAACCCUAGUUUCACGUUUUCGUUUCUCUCGGGGUGCGGAUCGAAUUUUAACCGUUUAGCUUUUAUCUCUCCGCACAAUCUGAGCCACGCGGGCGUCUUGGAGUUCGGUCGAUCCGGAGAAGGUUCUUCGUAUCGAAAAGUUGAUCGACAUUUAAUUUAAGGCCACGCGAAAGUGCCGUCAAAGGGGUCUCGUUUAUGGAACUUUUCUUCAAGCUGGGUGUACCGAAUCGAGUCAAACUUUACAGUACAAAUGUGGAGGGUAUACGGAGAGCCCUGACGCUCAUGAGAUUUCAAUUUUUCUUUUUCUUUUAAUUUGUUUAUAGGUAUUUUAAAAAUUUUAAAGAUCAAAUUUCACGGGUGUCGGAACCUUCCUUGUAGUCUUCGGGUUUACGUUGCAAAGUUUGAAAUGAUUCUGUAUACUCAGUUCGGAGAAAAGUUUCAUGAACGAUUGACCUCUCGGAUGCCACUUUCACAUCCCCUUAAUGAGCUACUUAAGUGGAACGACUUACAAAUUCGGUGAACUUGGAGACGCCCUGUAUAUUGUGCCAAUAGUAUAGGCAAAACGAAACGUGUACAAACUGGAAAGGGAAGUAUCGGAAAGUAUAUAUAUGAUUAUAUAUAUAUAUAUAUAUUACUCUGUUAAUAGGAUUUUAGAUUAAAGGUGUUAUGUUUUCUUACUUAGCAAUUCGUUACUCGUCUGAAGUAUUUCCUAGAACGGUCCGAGGACAUCAAGUAGUUUUGAAUAUCCAUUGUAUCUCACGGGCGUCUUUCGAGAAUCAUGUUUUACGAAGACGUAGCACGCUUUACUGAGCACCGAUACAUUAUUUUGAGGAAUAAAACGUGUCGAGAGAGGGAGAGAUA